AUUGGCCUGAUAUCAAUUUUCCCACAUAAUACUAUUGCUCCUCCUAGCGUGUCUCCGUCUUCUCGCGAGACUCACCCUGCGCUUCCACCGUCCUCUCGCGAGAACACACAACCAGCCGCGGAUCCAACAUGGCGGAAGAGGAGGUGCAGAAACUGCAGAAGCACCUGUCCCUGCUGCGGCAGGAGUAUGUCAAAAUGCAGCAGAAACUGGUGGAGACGGAGCGGAGGUGCUCCAUGCUGGCGGCGCAGGCCUCCGGUCACAGCUCCUCCUCCUCCUCCUCACAGCCCAGCGACUCCUUCAUCAGCCGCCUGCUGGCCAUCGUGGCUGAACUUUAUAAGCAAGACCAGUACAGUGACCUGAAAGUGAAAAUCGGACAGGAGCAGCUGAGUGCCCAUAAGUUUGUCCUGGCAGCACGCAGUGACGUCUGGAGCCUGGCCAACAUGGCCUCCACGUCCGAGCUUGACCUGUCGGAGGCCAAGCCAGAGGUUGCCAUGGCGAUGCUACGCUGGGCAUACACGGACGAGCUAGAGUUGUGUGAAGACGACACCUUCCUCAUCGACCUGAUGAAGCUCGCCAACCGCUUUCAACUUUACCUCCUGCGAGAGAGAUGUGAGAAAGGAGUAAUGUCGUCAGUAAACGUGAGGAACUGCAUCAGGUUUUACCAGACGGCCGAGGAGCUGGACGCUUCCACGCUGAUGAACUACUGCGGUGAAAUCAUCGCCAGCCAUUGGGAUGACCUGAGGAAAGAGGACUUCAGUACUAUGAGUGCACAGCUGCUCUAUAAGAUGAUCAAGUCCAAGACUGAGUUUCCUCUUCACAAAGCCAUAAAAGUGGAGAGAGAGGAUGUGGUCUUCCUGUAUCUUAUCGAGAUGGAUGCUCAGCUGCCAGGAAAGCUGAAUGAACUGGACAAUAACGGCGAUCUUGCUCUAGACUUGGCCUUGUCCAGAAAACUGGAGAGCAUUGCCACCACCUUGGUCAACAACAAAGCAGACGUGGACAUGGUGGAUCAGAGUGGCUGGAGCCUGCUGCACAAAGCUAUCCAGAGAGGAGAUGAAUUCGCUUCCACCUUCCUGAUCCGCCACUCAGCCCAAGUGAACGCAGCCACGGUGGGAGCAGUGGAGACUCCGCUCCACCUCGUCUGCUCCUUCAGCCCAAAGAAGCACAGUGCUGAGGUGAUGAGCGGCAUGGCCCGCAUUGCAGAGGCCUUGCUCAAAACCGGCGCCAACCCCAACAUGCAAAACAGCAGAGGACGAACCCCUUUACAUGAAGCAGUGCUGUCGGGAAACGAACCCGUGUUCAACCAGCUCCUGCAAUGCAAGCAGCUGGACAUGGACCUGAAAGACCAUGAAGGGAAUACUGCUCUGUGGCUGGCUCUGCAGUACAUUACAGUAUCAUCCGAUCCCUCCAUUAACCCAUUCGAUGACGAGGCUCCUGUUGUUAACGGCACCUCAUUUGAUGAGAACAGCUUUGCCGCUCGACUCAUACAAAGAGGAAGCGAUCCCAAUGCUCCAGACGCCUCAGGAAACUGCCUUAUGCAGAGAGCAGCCCUUGCAGCGAGUGAGGCAGCUGCCAUUUUCCUGGCCACCCAUGAAGCAAAGGUCAAUCAUACUAAUAAAUGGGGUGAAACUCCCCUGCACACAGCGUGUCGCUGCGGAUUAGCCGCUCUGACGGCUGAGCUUCUGCAGCAGGGGGCCAAUCCUAAUCUACAAACCCACACUGCCUUGCCUGAAGCAGGGGACCGGAGCCACGGCGUCUCGUUACAGAGCCCUCUGCACAUGGCCAUCGUUCACAACCACCCAGACGUGGUGUCUGUCAUACUAGAGCAGAAAGCCAAUGCUCUCCAUGCCACCAACAACCUACAGAUCAUCCCAGACUUCAGCCUUAAAGAUUCCUUGGACCAGACUGUACUCGGACUUGCUCUCUGGACAGGGAUGCACACCAUUGCCGCACAGCUCCUGGGAUCAGGGGCAGCCAUUAAUGACACCAUGUCAGAUGGCCAGACUCUUCUCCACAUGGCCAUCAAGAGACAGGACAGCAAAAGUGCCCUCUUCCUGCUAGAGCACCAAGCAGACAUCAACGUAAGGACACAGGAGGGGCAGACAGCCCUGCAGCUGGCCAUCAGUAACCAGCUCCCCUUGGUGGUGGACGCUAUCUGUACACGCGGAGCAGACAUGUCCGUGGUGAAUGAGAAGGGGGAUCCUCCGCUCUGGCUUGCCUUAGAGAAUGGCCUAGAGGAUAUUGCCUCAACAUUGGUCAGGCAUGGCUGUGACACAACGUGCUGGAGUUCAGGACCAGGAGGGUGCCAGCAAACGUUGCUGCACAGAGCCAUCGAUAAGAACAACGAGAUCUCCGCCUGCUUCCUUAUACGCAGUGGCUGUGAUGUGAAUAGUCCUCGGAGGCCUGGCCCUAACGGGGAGGGCGAUGAGGAGGCGCGGGAUGGUCAGAGCCCUCUGCACUUGGCCUCCUCUUGGGGCCUCGAAGAGGUGGUACAGUGCCUUCUGGAGUUCGGAGCAAAUGUUAACGCACAGGAUGCCGAGGGCCGGGCACCAAUCCAUGUGGCCAUCAGAAACCAGCACAGCGUGAUUAUUCAGCUUCUCAUCUCGCACCCUGACAUCCGACUGAACCUGAGAGACCGACAGGGCACAACGCCAUUUGCCUGUGCCAUGACUCACAAGAACAACAAAGCAGCAGAAGCCAUCCUCAAAAGAGAACCCGGAGCAGCCGAGCAGGUUGACAACAAGGGUCGUAACUUCCUUCACAUAGCUGUGCAGAACUCCGACAUCGAGAGUGUGCUCUUCCUGAUCAGCGUGCAGGCUAACGUUAACUCCAGAGUGCAGGACUCGGCCAAACUCACACCACUGCACCUCGCCGUGCAGGCCGGCUCGGAGAUCAUCGUGCGCAACCUGCUUCUAGCAGGUGCUAAAGUGAACGAGUUGACUAAACACCGGCAGACGGCUCUACAUUUGGCGGCGCAGCAAGAUCUGGCCACUAUUUGCUCGGUCCUGCUCGAAAACGGCGUCGAUUUUCCAGCGGUUGACGAGAACGGAAACAACGCUCUACACCUUGCUGUGAUGCAGGGUCGCCUGAAUAAUGUCCGAGUUCUUCUCACCGAGUCGAACAUCGACGCAGAGGCCUACAACGUCAGGGGCCAGUCUCCAAUGCAUGUUCUUGGACAAUACGGGAAGGAAAACGCAGCAGCAAUCUUUGAGCUGUUCUUGGAAUGUAUGUCAGAGUAUCCUCUGGAUAAACCAGACAGUGAAGGGAAUACAGUUCUUCUGUUGGCCUACAUGAAAGGAAACGCUAAUCUCUGUCGCGCCAUCGUGAGGGCUGGAGCUCGGCUGGGCGUCAACAACAAUCAGGGCAUAAACAUCUUCAACUAUCAAGUGGCCACUAAGCAGCUCCUCUUCCGCCUUCUAGAUAUGCUGUCCAAAGAGCCCCCAUGGUGCGACGGCUCCAACUGUUACGAAUGUGCUGCCAAGUUUGGAGUCACUACAAGAAAGCAUCACUGCCGUCACUGCGGCCGCCUGCUCUGCCACAAGUGCUCCGUCAAGGAGAUCCCCAUCAUCAAAUUCGACCUGAACAAGCCAGUGCGCGUGUGCGAUAUUUGCUUUGAUGUGCUAACUCUGGGCGGAGUCUCCUAACACACUAGCAGGGCGUGUGGUGUGGUGCCUACACUAAACCAGACUGCGGUGGAUAAAAAAAGGUGGAGACGGAGAGAAGGGAGGAAAAGGAAUGGACUAAAUGUACGGACCACAAUUUUUUACUACUAUUGCAGACGUUUCUGAACAAAAACAUGUGUAUGUAUGUUCUAGUACCAACAUCUAUUAAGGAUCAAAAUUAAAGUAGUGCAGGAGCUCUUAACUCUAAUCUUGAGGACCUCGUGUUCUGUGAAACACACGAUCCAGCUGCUCAGCUAAUGAUCUGAGGAAAAAUCCACCCUGAUCGACACAUCAUCUUCAGACCUAAGAAUCAAUACAGUAGAGUGAUGCAGCAGCGCUUUAGUCCUUUAGUCUGGCAUCCUUAUCUGUACAAACCUCCAUCGUUCAUGCUAAUACUGCCGUCAUGCUCGCGGAUCGCCGGGGUCUCUGGGGUAACUCGGCGCAAACGUGUCAUACAGCUGUACCGCAUCCUGAGGUGCAACGUAUGCUAUUUCUACACGAGUGAGAAAAGAAGCUCAUGCUAAAGAGUGUCGAGAUACCUCAGCAUAUGUUUAAGAUCGUUUUUUUUCUCCUCCUAUUAAAUGCUACUAUAUAUAGGCAAGCAGUGUCUCUCUGCCACAUCAGAGUGCUACACGUCUCACAGGAAGUAACAACCAACCAACAAAUUAGCACCAGAAUCUCUAAGCACGCUACAGAUAUUCCAUUCUAGACAUGUUUCAGGGUGGAGUUUUUCCUGUAAUGACAUGGGUCAGGUCUGUUGAGAAUAUGAAAGACUGGAGUUAAGAGCCUCUGAAGUAGCAGAACGCUAUCGAAAGUAGACCUAGUAGGUAUCGUAGGUGCCAGGCCUUAAGAAAGAAACCGCAAACGCCGUAGAACUUUAUUUACAACAUCAGUCAUUUCAGCGUUAAAAACACCACAUACGUAGGUUUGAAGAUUCUCAUUAGCGGGCGUCGAGUCAUGACGGACGACGGACGAAGAAUUUAUCCGAGAUCGGAUAAUUAAGCCGUUCCUCUUCAGAGGGGUUUAAAGCCUUAAUCACGUUGGCCUGAGUGAUGCUUUUUGUUUAAACAAGGAGCGUUUAUGAACCUUUACUAUUUUUCUUGCACCUAAGGUCCACGAAGGGGGAUCAUCACCCCGACGGCCUGAAAACAAACGAAACACAAGGUUAACUCCGCAUCAAGCACAUUUCAGUAAAUGAUAUGAUUUUGUUUUAUUAACCCUUGAUGUGCAUCAGUUUCAUUAAUCAGUGAGGAUAUUAAAUGCACUUUUUUAAUUCUUCCAUUAACAUUUUUUCCUUCAUGAAACAUUCACAGCCGAACAAAGUCUCGUUUUCUGUCCCGAACAAAAAAAAAAUCUGCUAUUACCAAGUAAACUUAGGUGCAGAAGUAUGAUGAGUUGUCUACUAUGCAUAUGCACAUUUAUCAUUUUAGCACUGUCCUAAUCAUUCUGAUCACCAAAGCAUUCCAUGUAACCUAUAGCAUAUUACUGAAUGACUUUUGCCUCAUGUCACGUUACAUUUGACCGUCUUAUGUUUUUUUUUUUUUUAAACUCUUUCAGCUGCACUUUAUCAUACUGGAAUUAUUAUUUUUUGGGUUUCCUGAUCGUACAAAAGGAGAAUGUGACGUCGGUGGUCGAAGAGUCCCCAGUCUAUUCUAGGUUCUGUUAACUUGUACAGCUAAUUGUAUACUAUUUUUGACCACUACAACUGUUUUUGUACUGAAACGCAGGUUGUGCUUUUUCUUUCUUUUUUUUUUCUUUCGCCUCUGUCCGAUCUCUUAUGCACACUGUUGUAUCUGUAUGCUCAGAUAUCUCGCCUGUCACUUCCUCUAGUAUCCGUUUUUCAAGAAAGGGAGGACAACUUUACAACAUUAAGGUCAUCAGACGAUUAAAAACAAACAAACAAAAAAAAUCAAUUCAA
Messenger RNA from Hemibagrus wyckioides, 5577 nucleotides. It is a transcript of the gene ankfy1, whose product is annotated as ankyrin repeat and FYVE domain containing 1. The transcript has 25 exons. Lineage: Eukaryota; Metazoa; Chordata; Actinopteri; Siluriformes; Bagridae. Gene Ontology annotation, molecular function: protein binding; metal ion binding. The record is from RefSeq and is a predicted model, not a curated record. The coding region runs from base 129 to 3641 and encodes 1170 amino acids.